Molecule: messenger RNA, 486 nt
Organism: Lactuca sativa (garden lettuce)
Lineage: Eukaryota; Viridiplantae; Streptophyta; Magnoliopsida; Asterales; Asteraceae
Source: RefSeq, a predicted model, not a curated record
GCAGCUUGAUUAGAGGAGAGGUAAUUAAUUUUUAUACAAAAAUUAAUUUAAUAACUUAUUAGACAUUAAAAAUUUGAUAUUGUUUAAUGAUGUUAUGUAAAGGUUACCUGGAAUCUAGACACACUUGGCGAUUUUGUAACUAUGAGAAGUAAUGGAGAACCCGUUUAUAAUUUUUGUGUCACAGUUGAUGAUGCCACCAUGACAAUAACACAUGUUAUAAGUUAUUCCAACGGGAUUUUUAGCGGUGGAUGGGGCUUCCUCACGUUUGGUGGCAAUGCUACACCUCAAUCAGGAGUGUUGAUCGGGAAACAAUCAGCUCACUAUUUUACAAGAGGUUUUGGUAUUACUCUAUUUUUUCCAUUUGGAGCAAUAAUAAGAAGAAGACAUCGAUGUGGUUAGUUUUUUUUUAAUAAAAUUGAUGCUAUGGUGCUCAGAUUAAUAUAAAGCUUCUAUUCUUUUUUCAAAUAUCUAUAAUUUUUCAUGUGA